Molecule: messenger RNA, 1355 nt
Organism: Oryzias melastigma (Indian medaka)
Lineage: Eukaryota; Metazoa; Chordata; Actinopteri; Beloniformes; Adrianichthyidae
Exons: 6
Coding region: 67-759 (230 amino acids)
Source: RefSeq, a predicted model, not a curated record
GUUUCCUGGACUACAGAUGCUAAAUCUGAGAAAAGAAAUAGAUCUUCAUUAGACGCCAAUGGUUCCAUGAUGACCAAUCAGAUGCAAAUGAGAAGAACAGUGAGGGACAAGAUGGUGGUCUGUGGUCAAACCUUUGGAGCUCAUCUUCAGCUUUUGGAGAAAAUUCAGACGUCCAGGUUAAAUCUGAUGAAGGGAAACGAUGAAGAAAGCUGCAUCACCAUCGUUUUCUGUCCUGUUGGAUCUCAACCAAGAACUGAUGCUGAAGCAGCCAUGAGGACGGUUCCAGGAUUUGUCAGCUGGUCCAUUGAUCGCAUUGUCUGUUAUCUUCUGAUAAUCCUAGUAACAAUGAAGUACGAGAUGGUGGUCUGUGGUGAAACCUUUGGAGCUCAUCUUCAGCUUUUAGACCAAAUUCAGACUUCAGGAUUAAAUCUGAUUGAGAUCAAUGAUGAAGAAAGCUGCAUCACCUUCCUUUUCUGUCCUGUUACAUCUCGGAUUGGAACAGACGCUGAAGCAGCCAUGAAGAAUGUCAAAGGUGGUGAUCCAGUCAUUCUGGUCUUCAUGCAUUACUCUCAAGAACGCAGAGACAUUUCCUCUUCAGAAGUCUUCUCUAGUCUCUCUGAUGUUUUCUCUGAGGUCCAUGUUUUCUAUGAUAGAAAGAACGGUUUGUUGAGCUGUGAACAAAAUGAAAAAGCUGUCAAUGAGUUAAAGGAAAAACUAAUGAAGCUCCACAGACAAAGCUGCAGCUGUGCUAUUCUUUAAUAAAGUCUGCUGCGUUGUUAGCUUUGGUUGUGCAGUUAGUUUUCGUAAAAAGGUAAGGCUAGUUUAAAUGUUUUUAUCAAUGGUACAAACACGAUUCCAGUAGCGGUUUUAGGCACGAGCGGUACGGGCAGCUGCAGGGGCACCAACUCGAAGGGGGCGGCAGCUCAGCGCUGGGAGGGAAAAAAAUCUGCACCGCUUUGGGUUUCUGUUACCUGUCAUAGCUCAAUGUUUUGAACCGCCUAAAACCAGUGAAUUGGCGCCCCCUGCAGGUGCAUUUGCUGAGAAUACGCCGACAGUGUGAAGAGAGAGGGAGGGGUGGAGGUUUCCCAAAUUAAGAAGAUGGUCUACUUUGGUAUAAACUUUCUAUUUUUUAAAGUCAGUCAUAACAUGACAUUCUAUAACCCACAGUUACUCUAAAUUAAAAACCGCCUAACGUGGGUAAUAUCAAAGUUCUCUUCAAUAUUAAUUUUUUUCUUUCAGUUUUGUCCAUAUUUACAUGUUUUCAAUAAACAAUGAACAUGUUUACGUGCUGUUUGGUUAUUUCCAGUAUUGUAGAAGUAUUUUAUUGUGUACUCCAUUACAUUUAACCAGGACUG